AUGCAGGAGCUUCAGGAGGCCAUCUCCGAAGCCACCGAUGUGGCCAGGAAGUGCUCUGACACCUACGAGAGAGGAGUCCUUCUGCACGUCCCCAAGAGUGAGGUUGACUUAGAUCAAAAGGCCAACCUCAACGCCCUGCGAGCCUCGAUAAAGCCACCCCCUGACGUGCAAGCUCCCCCCGGCCUUGGGCCCACGCCUUUCAAAUUCGGCUCUCCUCCUCCCCCGGCCGGUGAUGAAAAAGCCAAUGGUGACCUUACUGAGGAGGCUCCUGACGGCUCUACGGAGAACCCAGGGCCCCGCCAGGUCGGCUUAACCACCCCGCCGAAGACCCGUAGUUCCUCCCGCAUACCUCCUCCCCUCGGCUUGGCCGUUUUGGCCGUCCUGGAAGUGCAGCCCAGUGCCACGGCCACGUGUUUUGUUAGGCGUGAGGCGAUCAAGCACCCUCUCCCGCCUUGCUUCGAUCUCGAGAUGGAGCACAUCCGGAUCUUGCGAGCGGGCGAGGGUCGGAGGCGUCGCCUGGACUCUCUCACGGUCCUGCUCCUGGCGCGCUUUGGCCUUCGCGCGUGCUGCCUUAUCUCCGCAACGGACAGGGAGCUUGCCUCGGAGAAACGGCGCGGCUGGCAUGCCCUGCCGCAGCGCGCGAAUGUGGCCGGAGAGAACAUGAGCCAUCUGCUUGAGGAGGUGCCACUUAGAACGAACACCUGGGGUGAAGAAGAGCUCCCGGUUGAAAUUUUUCUCUUUCGAGAUGCGGGACCAGAUGUGGAGAAGCGAAGACUCGAGCGCGGAGACGAAGCGGUUCUUCCGCGGGACGAAGUUCUCUUUUUCGGCCUUGGCCAAAAUUGCAGCGGCGGUGAGGAGUCUGGACUUCCUCAGCCCUGCGUCAGCGCCAAACUCAAGACAAAAGUCCGAGUAGCUGAGGUGGGAGCGGAGAAGGAGAAGGAGAAAGCAGAGCGCUUGAAGAACGUCAAGUGUUACAACUGUGACCAGUUCGGGCACUACUCGAAUAAGUGUCCCAAGCCCAAGAGGGAAAGAGCAUCAGCAGCUGCUUUGCUCGAGCCGCAGGUCGCGGCUGCCUCUUUGGAGCCUCAGAUUUUCGCAGCAGCGGUUGAUCUGAGUUGUCCGGUUGUUGAGCUUGAUGAGGAGGAUUGCUCAGAUUUUUCCCAGGAGGAUUGGGAGGAGUUUGUUGCAUCUUAUGAGUGUGCUUGGUCGGAGCCAGUUGUGCUUGAAGGCGGUGAGCCUGUUGUUGCGCAUGAGGGUUCCAUGUUGCACGUCGUGCUUGACAGUUUUCCUUGUGACAGCCCAAACAGAGCCACAGUUGAGCUUGCAGAGUCCCGCGGUGUCCCAAACAGAACCACAGUCGAGCUUGCAGAGUCCCACCAGGUCCCAGAGAGAACCACAGUCGAGCUUGCAGAGUCCCCAGAGUUGAGCUUGGAAGUAGGUCGUUUUGUUGCAGAUUUUCAAAAUGGCGUUGAGCAUGGCAUGUUGCAUGGGGUAGGUAGACCUGACCAUGGCAUGGUAGCGCACGAAACAGCAGCAGCCAGCCAGCAGCAUGACACCAUGGACUGGUGGCUCGUCGACUUUGGCGCGUCAGCCCACAUCAUCAACGAGGACACUUUGAGCCGGGUGCACGUUGUGAGCCACAGUGAGUCUGCCAGUGUGUGUUUCUGCAACGGGCCGCUGGGUACGUCCUUCGCACGAGAUGGGAUGGGGAGGAGCAACCGGGCACCAGAGGAGUCUUCUUCCGACUCGGAGCAGGAGUGGCGCCUUUCGGGUCGCCGCCACCUAGCGGAGCAGCACGCGGCGACUGUUACGAGGACGCACGAGGACUUCGAGGGAUCCACGGUCGCCUUUACGGCAACCUCGAUGGUGGGUCUUACGCCGGGCCAGAACCUGCUGUUGGUGCCAGCCGCGGAAGUGAAGAAGAAGACGGCAGAGCAGGCAAAGGCAGCUGCGAAAGCAGCGGCGGAGAAGUUCGUGAAGGAGCGCCAGGAGAGCGCCCAGUGGGCCAAGGAGGCAGAGGAAGCAAAGAAGAAGAGAGCAGCCAAAGCCGCCGAGGCCAAGAAGAAGGCAGCCGAGGCGGAGAAGUUGAUCAACGAGGCCACGGAGGCAAAGAAGAGAGCAGCCGAGGCAGUGGAGUUGGUCAGCGAUUCCCCAGAGGGGAAGAAGAAGAAAGCAGCCGAGGCAGAGAAGUUGGUCGACGAGGCCACGGAGGCAAAGAAGAAAGCAGCCGAGGCGGAGAAGUUGGCCAGCAAAGCCGCGGAGGCAAAGAAGAAGGCAGCCACAGAGGCCGUGGAGACAAAGAAGCCCAAGGGCAGUGUGGCCAGAGCAAGGGCAGAGCCGUCUUCGGGGUCGAAGGACCCACCGCAGCCAGUGGUGAAGAAGCAGCCCAAGCCGCCCAUGGUGAAGGCAAUGCCAGCCAAGGUCCGAAAGAUCGUCCUGAAGAGCCGGGCCCAGCGCGGGAUUCCCGGGCAGACCGACACUGCGCUGAGAAUGCUUUCGCAGCGGGCCAAGGAGAAGAAGAAGAGCGGCUACCUCAUGAAGGCCAUCAACAACGCUAUGAAGAAGAAGGCCGAGGAGCAGAAGGGCGCGCCAGUCAGACGAACCUGGGAGAAGCAUAUCAAGGACCACUAUGCUCAGAUCAGGGGGCUGGAGAUCCCGUUCGUGGAGGUGACGAUUUCCGAAAUCGUCAAGGAGCCUCGGGGACCACCGCCGGUGCCACAGCCGAAGACCCCUCCUUCUACGCCAGCGCGAGCUUCAAAGGCCCCGGAGGUCAAGGUGGAGAGCGCGCGUGCAGCAAAGGUGCCGGAGGUCAUCAAGGUGGAGGGCAUGGAGAUCAAUCCCCCACCACCGGUGCCACCAAGGAGGAGGCUACCCAUGCCGCCGAGGGACCCGAGGUCAGCCGGACGAGGGCCCUCUGCGCCCUCAGAGUGGUCACCUGUGUCCAGUCUGCCGCCAUGGUCACCAGUUUCCAGCGUGCCGGUGGAUGCAAAGGCCAGGGAAACCCCAGCAGAGGGGAGAGCCGAGCAGCUGCAUCUUGGGGAAGACGGCAAGAUCUACAACUCCCGGGGCGAGGUGGUGGAGCUGGAGAGCAUGGAAAGCAUCGAGAUAGACGCCCACCAUCCAGGAAUAUCCGAUGGUCCUUCUUCCUUGGGACUCUCGCUUCUGAUGCAAGAAAAGGUUGCGUUUGCAUGUGAGCAUGACGCCGCAGUUGAGCUUGGUGAGCAUGCAUGUGCUGGUGGUUUGGAUGAGCAUGAGUUGCAGCAUGGUGAGUUGCUUGAGCAUGUUGGGCAGGACCGACCACAGCGUGACCGGAGCGAGGCCCAUGAUAGCCAGAGUGAAGCAUGGUUGCUCAGAGGGGAUCGGGAACUGUUGUUGCAGGAAAGCUGGGGUAAGCUAGAGCGAGAACAUGUUCUUAGAUCGCAUGUGCCGUACAAUGCGUCUUGCCCGCAGUGUGUGCAAGGCCGUGGGCUUGAACCCGCCAGAAGCCAGGAUCGGCCCCAGGACUCAGGGAUGAGAGAGGUGCAAAUAGAUAAGUUUUUCUAUAAGGGCCUCGCGUUCCUGGUGUUGGUUUUGGUUGGUGCUUUUGCCCUCGGUGUGGUUCCGUACCGUGAGGUGAGCGGAUCCCGAGGCCCAGCAGCCAAGGAAGCCAUGUUGAAUGACAUGUCGGCAUGGAGUCGUAGCGUUGGCUUGGUUGGUGUUGCUCCCAGUGAGUUGACGGUGAGUGUGAAGUCGGACAUUGAGGGUGUUGUGAAGAACCUUGCGCAGAGUUUUGCUGAUGGUUUGACCGCCGGUGCCAUCGAGGUUGUGGAUGCCCCUGUUGGUCGGCAUGCUGUUGUUGCAGAGCGUGCGGUGAGGACCAUCAAGGAAGGUGCAAACACACUUUGUGCUGGGUUGGAACAGGUCGGCUUGGAGCCCUGCGGGAAGGGUGUUACGUAUCUUUUGAUGCACGUUGCCCAGGUCUAUAACCGGUACCAGGUGCAUCCUGGAUCGGCGCUGUCCCCAGAACAGCGUUGCUUGAAGACCACCCGAGGACCGCAUGCCGCUUAUGUUUGGGGUGCCGCUGUGCUUGCCACUCCUCCUCCCUCUUUGCGUGACAAGAUCACCGGCCGUUACGGCCACGCCGCCUACCUUGGACCAGAAGUCGGAAGUGGAAGCCACAUUGUGCAGUUUAGGCUGCGGGAUGGCACCUUGAAGAUUGCGAGAAGUGCAAGAAUCCGGAUGUUGGUUCCUCUUACCUUUGAGGUGUCGAGCUUGAAAGGUGUUUGUCGCAUGUUGCCAGGAAGGAGAGAUGAUGCCCAGAAGAAGCUCCCCGAGAGCACUGGCGAAAAUGUGCGCGACCUCCCUUUACCGAACACCGCGACCCGAGGACCACCACCAGAGUGGAUUGAAGAAAACGGAAGAACCCCAAGGUGUCGAGCUUGCCGGCUGCGCGGUUUUCCAGCGGAUAAGGCAUGGCACACCCAGAGAUGCCGUGAUCGAUACGCUGAGUUUGUGCGGAACUCCUUCGAUCCCAGCCGGGCGAUCCUCGAUCAAGCCCCAAUUGAAGAAGAGCCGACCGGGCUUGAUGAUUUGGGUGCUGGAUUUGAUGUUGAUCUUGGGCUUGAUGUGCCGGAUGAUCUUGAUCCUUUCCCGAAUUUUCCAUUGGACGAGGAUUUGGCUGAGUAUGAGCCCAGCCUGCCUGGAGUUGAGAAUGAGAUAGAAGUUGGAGAAGAGCUCGAGCAGAUCGAGGCCCCGAGUCCGGGCGAGCUUGAUUUCAUGCAAGUGGAGCCGGAACCUCUUGAAGCACUCCCAGAAGAAGAGCGGGAGGCUAUGGUGUCUAGCAUGAUGUAUCGCGAGUCCAUCUCCUUUGCUGGUGCGUCGGUUUGCUUUGCAGGGGCCACCACCACCAAGGUUGAUCUGAACUGGGUGAACGUGCUUACUGUGAGUGAGCGUGAUGAUGGUGCCAGUACCCAGACCUUGCUUGAGCUCAAAGCCAUCUUUGCUGUGCAGAUCAAGAAGAAGGGCUUUGUCUUCUUGUGGGCCAGUACCCCGUGUACCGGAGGCUGGCCAUAUCAGCGGCUGCGUGCCCGUGAUCCAGCCUAUCGCCGCGGGCGGUUGGCUCAGCACUGGAGGCUUCACCGAAAGCUCUGGAAAAGCUUGGUCGAGCUUACUAGCUUUGUGCAUGCCUGGGCCAUUGAGUGGCCACGUGCUUGUGCUUACUGGUCUUGGCGCCAGACUGAGCAUUUUCUUUCUUCACGCCCCUACGUCUUGCACGACGUUCCAGUUGAUGGUUGUGCGCUUGACAUGCGAGGCCGCGAUCAUCUUCUUAUCGCCAAGCGGUGGCGUGUUGUUACAACACACCCAGCAGUUGCUGAGAGCAUCCGUGUCUAUCGUUGCUCUGGGAAGCAUGAGCACUCGAAGGAUUUCGACCUCAAGAGUACACAGCACUACCCGGUAGAGCUUGUAAAAUCCUUCUUUGAAGCGUUGCGCCCUUGA
Messenger RNA from Symbiodinium sp. CCMP2592, 5475 nucleotides. The record is from the annotation of a GenBank genome assembly. NCBI's taxonomy places the organism in Eukaryota, Dinophyceae, Suessiales, Symbiodiniaceae.